UGAAGCACGUAUCGAAAGAGAGCCGAUUGCCACAAAGUGUGUUCUUCGAUCUUCGUGGCAACCAUGACAGGGUUGGUGUCCCCAAUCGCGAACUGGACUUCUUUUCUUGGUACAGCAUCAGCGCAGAUAUGAAUCGUGUCGGUCGAUCCUGUUCAAGCGGGAACUGUCACGGUUCCUGGUGGCUGGACGUACUUGUUUCUUGGUUUUGAUGAUAUCAUGGCCAUCGGGCUUCGCGUGGCCAACAAAUCUGUUUGGCGACAGACUCCCUGAAAAUGGAGUCCCUGCUCGAAGGCUUUGAAAAGAAGCAGUCACGCAGUUCUUCCGCCAAGGUAGCGUUUGGACACUUUCCAAUGUCUUUCACGGCCUCUUCAGAAUCAGGGAGACGAGGCAUACUUAUCCACACUAAGUUUGCAAAUCAUGUAUGGGCUUCGGGCGGAGCUCUAGCAGAAAGAACGAGUUUUGGGAGUGGGAAAUCGAGGACUGGAGAGCUUUCACUUGAUCGCAUUCGAGCUGUGUUCUCCAAAGGUGCCGAUUACUGCUGUGAGCUGGUGUGGCGGCGGCUAAAGUCAGUUCCAGUUCCAGAUUGCGUCAGUCUUGAUCGUCUUAAGGACAUCGGUGGUGUACGAAGAGUCUCGGGAUUAUGCGGGACACAGACUUGGCAGAAACAGAUCACCGACGUUGUGCAGUAUAUUGAAGAGAGGCUUGACGAGGUCUGGAAGAGAUUCAAGCCCAGGGAUGUGCCGAAAAACAGUAAAAUGAGGCUACAGCUUGUCCAAGCUCUUGCAAUUCAUCAAGAAAACGAGUUUGAACGCUUUCUUGCGCUUCUGAGCGACCGGCAGGUUAUGUCUUCUUCUUCUGCUACUUGUCGACCAUACACAGGCGGGUCUAGCUACAGAGUUUGGAAGCGCAAGAGAACAAGACCAAUGGCUUCAGAUGGACGUUUCAACGUGACUUCUGCACAGAUCGAAGAACCGGAGGAGGCAAUCGAUCUGGUGAGGUGGCUGAGGAAUUAACGAGACGAGCCCCAGAAAGAAACGUUUGAAGACAGAGGUCACCCUUAGCAAGCAAGUCAAGUUCGACAGUGUCAAGGCAAUUACACUUUUGUUUUGCAGGAUAUUCGGCAAGAUUGAACUCUGUCAGACGUUCCGGACUAUAAUGGAUCUAGAUUGCAUCAUUCUUUUGAAGGUAAGCUCUUUUUUUUAAGUUUCGCAAACUUCCAGGUGGUAUGCCCAAGUACGUGACAAUCGGAAGAGGAGAGUGAGCGGCACAGUUUGCACGAGCUUGGCGGCAAGGAGAGGCCGUGAAGAUGAAUGCACUGGAGAAAGGCAUGGCUGUUCACUCUCAAGGAUUGGAUGCAAGCCGUGAAGAUGAAUGCAUUGGAGAAAAGAUGGCCGAGAACAAAUUGCUGAGAACGAAUCAAAUUGCGUAGAAUAGAACUUUGACAAUGCGGCACCGACGACACACAAGAUUCACCUAGAAAUCUACAACAAGCUCACGCAGAGCCUUUUCGGCA
Selaginella moellendorffii is the source of this 1513-nucleotide messenger RNA. RefSeq lists its product as uncharacterized. NCBI's taxonomy places the organism in Eukaryota, Viridiplantae, Streptophyta, Lycopodiopsida, Selaginellales, Selaginellaceae. The transcript has 11 exons. The coding region runs from base 273 to 1013 and encodes 246 amino acids. The record is from RefSeq and is a predicted model, not a curated record.